CCUCCCCUGUUCCUCGCUAAUCCCCAUUUCCCACAAACCCCCGUCGUCCCCUCUCUGCGCCAGCCCAACCACUCCUCUCCGCCUCCUCCGAGGGCGAGAAGCUUCCAGGAGCUAGGGUUUCCCGUACCGGUCGAUGGCCGUCGCCGACGCGGUGCUGCCCUCGCCGUCGCCGUCGCCGCCGCCCCCGCCGGCGCGGGCCGUCGUCGUGCGCUUCGCCCUUGCCCCGAUGCUGGCGCUCGUGCUCGUCCUCCGCGUCGCCCUCGCCUGCCUGGGCUUCGCCUCUGCGUGGGUCAACUCCGCGGCCUCGGCUGCGAAGGUCGUGGCGCGCCGCGCCUGGGGCGAGGGCUCCGCCCCCUUCCUCUUCCUCCAGGCGCUCACGUACGGGGCUCUCAAGGUCUGCGUCUACAGCUUUCUUGUGUUGCUCGCGCUUGCCGUCCUGCAGCAGUGCGUGGCCUACGCGAUUGCAGUUGUAUCUGGAUCCACUUCGGGAUUCAAGAAGAAUUGCUGUCCUCCUCAGAGCGCCUUCGGAGCAAUCAGGCCGGAGUCGGUUGCACGCUUCUUUAGGCUUCUGCGCCCCAUUGUGCUUGGAUUUGUCGCAUAUGUGGCCUUCAUCCUGCUAGCGGUCGCUGGUUUUCUGGUAGCAAUGAUGUCGCCACAUGUGGAGGGAUCGAUAUCUCAGGGAGAAAUGGUUGGUUCGGUGAUCAUAGAUGUGGGAAUAUUUGGUUCGCACGUGACAGCUUGCUUUGUUAUCAUGCCAGCUCUCGUUCUUAGUCUCUGGAGGGAGUACCAGGCAAACAGGAAUGCACCAUCGCAGUUCUGUUGAGUAUUGGGUUGGAUUAUUGGCAGACGAAGCUAAGAAGAGAAGGUGUGUGGAGAAUUUUGCAAGGAGCUACAGUACCCAUUCUGCUGAUGGUUGUGAGUGAUCCCAACAGAUACAAGUUUUCAGGUGAAAAAGAGUCUUUGCAGACUUGCUUGUUUCUACUAGUAUAUCCAAAUCGUCAUUGGCCAUGAAAACUUUUGUAGGCAUGCUUAUUUCUGCCAUUACUAGAUUGUAAUCGUCAAUAGCCAUGAGUUUGUUGCGUCAUUAUGGGCGUGUCAACAAUAUCCGAAUACUCCUCCGUGCGUGACUCCCUUACAAGUUUGCACUACUAGAGCAUUGGUGUAUAUAUGAUGGUGCAAUUCGUUCAUGAUCCCAUUGUAAUACCCUGUUGGAAGUAAAUGCUUCCAUGAGAUGUUAAUCUGGUGAUGAAUUGGUAUCACUGCCGUCGGUUUUGGGUUCGUA
This is a messenger RNA of Triticum aestivum (bread wheat), 1282 nucleotides long. RefSeq lists its product as uncharacterized. NCBI's taxonomy places the organism in Eukaryota, Viridiplantae, Streptophyta, Magnoliopsida, Poales, Poaceae. The record is from RefSeq and is a predicted model, not a curated record. The transcript has 3 exons. The coding region runs from base 134 to 823 and encodes 229 amino acids.